This is a messenger RNA of Penicillium macrosclerotiorum, 1596 nucleotides long. Its product is annotated as putative C6 transcription factor. Gene Ontology annotation, biological process: regulation of DNA-templated transcription. The record is from RefSeq and is a predicted model, not a curated record. Gene Ontology annotation, molecular function: DNA-binding transcription factor activity, RNA polymerase II-specific; zinc ion binding. The transcript has 3 exons. The coding region runs from base 1 to 1596 and encodes 531 amino acids. Lineage: Eukaryota; Fungi; Ascomycota; Eurotiomycetes; Eurotiales; Aspergillaceae.
AUGGUCUAUGGGGGUAAGCCGAGUACUGGAUGUUACCUGUGUCGCAAGCGGAAGAUCAAGUGCGAUGAAGGCCGCCCAGAAUGCCGAAAUUGUGGUGUCUAUGGUCGUCCAUGUCCAGGCUACCGGCCAGAUGCGGUUUUCCGCAAUGAGACUCGGAAAGUCGAAAGACAAGCAAAGAAAGAUACCAGUUCAUCUUCAUGCAGCAGUGAGACCCAAAGCACGGCAUCCCAAUCUCUGUCGGUGGUGGACCGACGGUGGUCAAGUCCCUCGCAAACGUCGGCCUUGACCCUCCAUCGCAUCGCCGAUGCAACCUGGCAAGAGCGAGCUGUCUGCUAUUUCUUUGAUCAAUUCACGAUCACGGGCGAAGGAGAGGAUGGCAUGGGUCACCUCGAGUAUCUGCCUCCUCUGUACGCCCGGUGUGGUGAAAUCGGCCACCAAAGUGGGGGGUCGCCGUCGGCUUGUCUUCGAUGGGCGGUGGAUGCCACCGCGCUCAUGACAUUUGCCAAUGUUACACAUGCGCCCCCGCUUAUAAUUAAGGCACGACAAAGUUAUGGUAAAGCCAUCCAUAGCUUGCGGGAGGCAUUAGAUUCCCCGACCCUCGCGGCUAAGGAUGAGACCUUCGCAUCUGUGGUUCUUCUCUCGCUGUUCGAAGAUAUCACAGGCGAACGGAAUGGUCUGUUUAGCUCCCAUACCGCAGGGUUUGAAUUUCUGAUGAAAUUGCGAGGCGAAAGUCAGCUGGGUCACCAACGGGGCCGUGAUAUGUUCAACUUUGCCUAUGCACAUACGUUUGUGGAAAUCCUUGCUCUAGGAGAUAAACCCCGAUACGAUAUAGACUGGGUGCUGACCCUCCUGGAUGAGAAUGACCCCAUUGAGUCACUCAUGCUUGCCGCGUCAAAGCUCAGCCAGCUUUUCCUGUCAAUGCAGUCCUCUCCUAGUCCGCCGGACCCAGCGACCGUUGAGUCGUGGAUUAUCGCCGGCAAGGAAUGCGAUGUGGAGCUUUCUCAGUGGACUCUUCACCUUCCCGAUCGGUGGCUGCCACUAGUCGUCUAUUCCGACCAGGGAGAACCCCUGGUUACCUAUAACCGUAUCUCCAACGCUGUAAUAUGGAACUAUUACCGCGCGGUGCGCGUCAUGCUACAGCAGCUUCUUCUCAACCUCAAUCGCACCCUCCUCCCCAUUAUCAAGAAGAAUAAACCACCCGGCUAUUCGCAGCAACCAGCAUCAAUACUCAACGAUAGCUGCCUCCGGUCCGUUAUUCAAGAAAUGACUUCAGAUGUUUGCCGCAGUAUCCCCUUUUCCCUGGGCGAUGUCGACAAACUCGGCCGUCCGACUAAACUGAACGAUGAAAGCCGGUCGUCCAUGCGGGCCGCCCAGGGAUACGGCCUUCUUUGGCCACUCUGGUACAUCCUUUCUUGCGGUAUGCCUACGCCCACCCAGGUGAAUCAGAUCCGCACCGUGCUGUCACGUAUCGGGUCAACCCUCGGCAUCAAGCUCGCUCUGAUUCUUGCGCGCGAAGCUGAACAAAUGCGCGAAGAUCCCACUUCGUCUCGGGCCCCCGUCAUCGGCCCACCGGGGAAGCAAGAGUUAUCUGUAUGA